GAUCUAAUCGCAUCUCAACUGCAACAAGGUUCAGUCAAUACGGAGUGCCACAACUUCAAGCCCACCACACGAAUACCACCACAUGCCACCACAUCCAUCUUUCAGCUCAGCCCAACGCCGGUGCCCGUCCGUCACACACACACCUCAGAAGUUGGAGCUCGCUGGUCCAGUCUUCCUGGUCAUCUGAAACAAAUCCGUCAACGGCUGACACACUCUUCACCCGAUCACACGGCGCUGCUCUUCCACGUUUUCUUGCGUUUCCUUUCCUUGCCUCCCGUUCUCCCUUACCCCCUUAUUGAGAAGCUGAAGCAGUCCCUCCAACGAUGAAAUUUCCAUCCCACCAACCGCUCUCCCUCCCUCCCAUUCUGCUCUUAGGGAAAUGACCGUUCAGAUACCAGUCGCCACGCUACGCCACUCACACAAACUCGAUGCCCGCUACCCUCACCGCGAUGCUACCACAGCCUCUGCCGCUGUCAUCCUGAAGCCGUUCCCCAGAAUCUGAACUGAUCAUCCCGGGAGUUCCCCAGCCCGAUCCCGUCCCUCCCAAACUUCUGAGCAAGAGUUUGAGGGCACACCUAUUCUUCAACUCUCCUUUAUUUUCGUCUUCUGCUGGAGCCCGACACUCUCUUGUGCGCUUCUCAUCUUCACUGCCAACCAAUGCGACCUUCUAGUAAUGUGUAUUAAGCUACCGCGACCUCGUGUGCGACUCGCAGUAGCCCUAGAUCUACUAAUCUGAGACAUCCUUCGCCAUACAACGGGCCACAUUCCAGCUCGUGUCAGUUCGAAUAUCCGUACAUUGUUAUACCUACUCGAGCGAUCGAGCUACUCGACCGCGAGGGACACCCCAACUUCGGUUCGGCGCCCCUUUAAGCUUAAAUCAAGGGAGAGACUCGCCCAACUCCUGAUCCCGACGUCCAUCACUCGAUUCAGGCCGUACACUCAAAACACCAGAAUGUCCACGACUUAUCACCCUCCUUCGGUGGCCGAUGUCCCUGUCACCACCAUGGACGACUGCCACACCACAGAUCAAGGGUGGCUAGCCUCGGACCCGGUCGACGAGCUCAUGCGCGUCGUCGACGCCGUCCCGGCGCCGGCCCCCUCGUCGCCGUUCACGCAGGCCGCCAGCGAUAAGACUGUUGCGCCUGGAGAUUAUCCAGACCAUCACAUGCCGGCCGAUGACACGUCAACGCCAGUUGGACUCCCGCGAUCGCGCCCCAGAAGCGCAACUGUCCGGAGGCAUUCGUCCAUGCCCGCCCCCAACCCAGCCUCGCCGACGCGACGUCGUAUCUUUGGCAUGGAGCCCGCGCGAUCUGUCUCCGAUCAACUCAUUGCUACCACGGACCAAGAAUCUUCCUCAGAUGAGACGGUGGUCCCUGCCGAGAAAGAACAGGACGAGGAAGCACCAGUCCGCCCAGCAUCACCUACAGAGUCCACCCUCACCAGCUUCACAGCUCUCACUGAGAGAACUCACGGCUCCGGCAGCUCCAGCGGCAGCGGCUCAACCAUCACCCAAGCAUCGUGGCCCAGGCGCAGAGGAAGUGAAAAGUCGCGAGCCCACGACAAGUCAUACCUCAAAACUCGUCGCCAAAGCCGCUCACCAAAGACCCAACAGCAGCUCUCCUCAUCAAACGUCUUGAGCUACCUCGAACCAGACUCGCCCAACAUAACUCCAGAAGCCAUCCAGCGCUCAGUCGAGCAGUCGUCCUACUGGAGGAUGCCCGACCCCGCCGCCGCAAGCUACCAGUCGCCCUCGACGCGGAGCACAACCUCGACGGCCUCAAGCAGCUUCCAGAGCGAUGUCUUCUCCGAGAUGGGCACCGGCGACCACGAGACCGACAGGAGCAGCAGCCCAGAUCACAGCAUCUACGGCGACUCCCCCUCCAUGCCGGGCAAGUUUGAGGUCCCCAUGCCCCCCAGUCACGGACACGGCCAACGGCAGCGCGACUACCGCCACUACGGCACCCCCGAGAUGCCGCGCGGGACCGCAAACCUGCCUCACCUCCCGCCCAACGCUCUCCAGCCCCGUCUCCCCGGCACGCAUCACGGCCACCCGAAGCACCUACCCAGGGCAGAGAAGCUCCCGCUCACGGGGUACGAGCUGAUCGCUUCCAAGCUCUGCGCCGGCGACGACACAGAGAGGUCAAGCAUAAAGCCCAUCUACCGGCGCUUCGAGGCUCUCAAUCACCGCCUGCUGCUUCACCUGCAGGACGAGCUCGCCGAGCUGGAGGAGCAGCUCCACCGCCUCGACACGGCAGACACGCAGACCCGGCGGAUGCAGAAUUGCUUCCUGCCGGCCUCGAGGCGGCAGGACUCCCUCACCGCGGGCGAGCUGCAGUGGCACAAGACGGAUAUCCUAGGCAAAGUCGGCUACAAGCUCAGCCAAUACAACCACGUCCUCUCAUCCUUCAGAGAGACACAGCACCUCCCCAACCCAGACCCCCAAGACGUAGACUUCUACCGCGCCUACCUCGCAAACCACAACCCCAUAGUCGAAAUCGAAACACGCUUCCUCGAUCCCGCAGACGACCUCGUCUCCCUCGCCCGCCCAACCUCUCCAUCCUCCUCCGCCUCAGACUCCAGCUUCUCGAGCGACGACCUCCGCACCCCUCAACCGCGCCACGCAAGAAUGCCCUCCCUCUCCACCCUGCUGACUCCAGAAAGUCAAAGCGCAGAUAGGGCGGAGCGUGUCCGUCGCCUGCUGAUCUCGGCUUUGACGGGGUACCUUCCCACCCUCGCCAUCGCCUUUGCUGCCGCGUUCUUGCUGCCGAUCCUCGCGUUUGCGGUAAUCCCGGGGUUCGUGGGGCGUAUGGCUGUUGUGUUGCUUGUUGCUGUUGGCGUUGCUGCUGGUGUGGCGCAGGCGGGGUUGUUUAGUAGUCUCGGGGCGGAUCGUCCUGCGAGGGUGGCUGCUACGGAGGGGGUGUUGGCUUCUGGGGUUUAUGUUGGUGUUAUGGCUGUUGUUGCUGGGAUCUUUGGCUAAGAUAUGAAGGAGUGCGUCGGUGUUUAAUGAUUUGAUGGGUUUGAUGGAAUUUGCGGUAGAUGAUGAUUUAAUGAUGAAUGAUAC
Colletotrichum scovillei is the source of this 3061-nucleotide messenger RNA. RefSeq lists its product as uncharacterized. Lineage: Eukaryota; Fungi; Ascomycota; Sordariomycetes; Glomerellales; Glomerellaceae. The coding region runs from base 953 to 2977 and encodes 674 amino acids. The transcript has 2 exons. The record is from RefSeq and is a predicted model, not a curated record.